Molecule: messenger RNA, 808 nt
Organism: Ipomoea nil (Japanese morning glory)
Lineage: Eukaryota; Viridiplantae; Streptophyta; Magnoliopsida; Solanales; Convolvulaceae
Product: oleosin 1-like
Exons: 1
Coding region: 70-576 (168 amino acids)
Biological process (GO): lipid storage
Cellular component (GO): monolayer-surrounded lipid storage body; membrane
Source: RefSeq, a predicted model, not a curated record
GCCACUCUUCUCACUUCGAUCGUCUCUCAGCUCCCUCCUAACAACUCUUUCUUCUUUAGCUCAUCACAAAUGGCCGACCUGCAAUCCAUCCCCGCCCAAAAUCAAAGACUCCCGCCGCGCGCAAUGAUCGCCUCCGGCGUCCCCGCCGCCUCCUUCCUCCGCAGAUUUCAGGACCAUGCAUACGCUCCCAACUCAUCUCAGCUCUUCGGUUUCUUCACCUUGGUCGUCUCCGGCGGGAUUCUCCUCUUCCUCACCGGCUUAACCCUCACCGCCACUAUCCUUGGCUUGAUCUUCUUCACGCCGUUGAUCCUCAUCUCCAGCCCCCUCUGGAUCCCCAUCGGCACCGUCCUCUUCAUCGCCAUCGCCGGCCUCCUCUCCGUCUGCACCUUCGGCAUCGCCGUCAUCCUCACCCUCUCCUGGCUCUACCGCUACUACCGCGGCUUCCACCCGCCCGGCUCCGACCGCUUCGACUACGCCCGGAGCAGGAUCGUCGACACCGCCAACCACGUCAAGGACUACGCCGGCGGCUACCUUCACGGGGGUAAUAAGGUCAAGGACGCGGCUCCCGGCGCCUGAACCGGCGGCACUAGCUAGCUAGCUUCAAGACCGAUCAGACCGGCGCGGUCGGGGGAUAUGAUAAUGCGUACCGAACCGGGUUCCGUUUUUCUUCUUUGAUAUUAAUUUUAAUCAAUCAGGCACUAUGAAUACACAUAAGAAACUUUGUGAUGACUGAUGAAUAUAUAUUUCCAUGGAAUGAAACGUAUGUGUUGUGUGAGAAAUCUAUUGGCCCACAUAUUUUUUGGUUCAA